AUGUUACCUGCUUUUGAUGAUGAGGAGGAUGAGCAGCCAGAGAGGCAAGGGGGAGUUAGACAAAUAGACGAGGAGGGAGAGGAGGUCGGACAGGGAGGUGGUGAUGAUGGAGGAGGUGAUGGAGGAGGGGGAGGAGGAGGAUAUGGAGGGGAUAGAGGAGGUUUGGGAAGAGAUAGAGGACAAGGGGGUGAUGGAGGGAGAGAUAGAGCACGAGAUAGAGGACGAGGAGGAGAUGGAGAGAGAGGAGGAGAACUUGUCCUUGGUGUUGGUGGUGUAGGUAGGGUAGGUGCAAUGUUAGCGGCGGUGGGGGGUAUAGAGGAUGAUAGGCGACCCGCCCAGAGGAGGAGAUCAAAUGUUCUACCUCCAGUGACGCCUCAGAUAGGGAAAAGCAUGGGUGGGACCACGACACAGGUACCCAUUCAGAUUAGGGUACCUACCCAUCGAUAG
Messenger RNA from Cryptomeria japonica (Japanese cedar), 447 nucleotides. Its product is annotated as cold shock protein 2-like. The transcript has a single exon. The coding region runs from base 1 to 447 and encodes 148 amino acids. The record is from RefSeq and is a predicted model, not a curated record. Lineage: Eukaryota; Viridiplantae; Streptophyta; Pinopsida; Cupressales; Cupressaceae.